GAGCAGCAUCUCUGGAGACAGAGGUGGGUUUGGAGGAUCAUGGCGUCCACACUGAUGCUCCUGCUUCAGCUGCUCCUGGUCUCACUGGUGUCUGCUUCUCAUUUUUUUGGGGGAACCACGACCUACACCUACAAAGGAAGAAACCCUGAUGGCUCAUUUAAUGUGGAAAUUCGGGACAGAGACACCUAUGAUGGAUGUUACUACUCCCUCUACUGGUAUUGUUCCAGUGGAUACUGUGGCUACACCUCCAGAAGUCAGAGAGGCAGACUGGACAGCAGCACCAGUGCUCCACUCUAUAACAGACAAUGGUGUGAAACUGAAACCGUCACCACGCGGGUCGUCUCGAGCAACAGACCUUUUGAAAUGCGGGCAGCCAGCUGCUGCUGGAUCCCCACACGGACCUAUUACUGGAGCCAUUAUUGGUACUUGAACACUCUUGUGGAUUUAGGAGAAAGAUCCGACACUGGAAAACCAAACAGAGCACCAGAAGUUGCCAUCCUACCUUUCCUCAGAGUUCCUGAAAACUGCCCACGGACAUACAAGCUGAUGUCCUUUGAUCCUGAUGGAGACAAAGUCAGAUGCAGAUAUGGAAAUCCAGGAAGUGCAGAGUGCUACGGCUGCACCCAACAUUCAGGCUUCCACUUACACCAGGACUCCUGCACGUUACAUUACCAAUACACUAAUGCUAACCCGUUAGUGAAUGCAUUUGAGUUGGUGGUGGAGGAUUUCCCACAAGGACACAUCAGUCUGAGAUACUCCGAUGGAUCCCAGUCCUCCAGGUCUCCUCUGUCCGCUCCUACUACAACUACAACAGCCCGCACUACCACACCAUGGUGGUGGACUACGGGCAGACCGCUGCAGGCGACCUCUCCUCCCCUCAGUAAACUACCGUUGCAGUUCUCUUUCGUUGUGGAUCCACCUGCUCCUUCAUGCCAGGAGGGACUAUACUUGCCCCAGUUUGUGCACCCAACACCUGCACACGGACAGCGCAUUCAUGCAGAGGUCAACAAAGAGGUGGAGAUCAGAAUCAAAGCACAGGCUUCAUAUGCAGCAAUACAAGAUAUCAUCAUGAGCGGGCCAAUGAAUAUGACCCAGCACAGAACCACACAUAAUGAGUUUGUGCUUCGGUGGACGCCGUUCUCCAGCGAUCUGGGAGAUUAUUUCCCAGUGUGCUUUGCUGUUGAAUCGGCGACAGGGUCAGCAGUGACCAGUUUUCCAGGCAAUACCCACUCUCAUAACCACGGCACCCCGACUUCACAGUCCGGCGUCUAUCAGUCCGAGAUGAGGUGUGUCAUCUUGAAAGUUGGAACAGAGGAAAUUAAAACCAACGUGAUCUGCACUGAGUCUGAAAUGAGAGUCGAGGUGGAGAAAUCGUCCCUCCGUGGACUCCGUGAGGAUCACCUGCGUCUCAGUGAGCCCAGCAACACCCUCUGCAGCCUGGAGAGAUACUCCAACAGCACUCACAUCAUCGGCGUCAUCCCUCUCAAUGCUUGUGGCACUCAGAUCGAGGAGGACGAGGAACAUCUCAUUUUCAAGAAUGAAAUCACCACAGUGGAUGACAGCGGAGCUCUGAUCACCAGGAAACAUAACCUGGAAGUAGAGUUCUACUGUCAGUACCCCAAAAAGGGGAACGUGUCACUGGGCUUCACAGCACACAGGACGAUGAUGGAAGUGUUUGAUAAAGGCUUCGGCACGUUCACCUACCAGUUUGAGUUUUACCCCAACAACCAGUUCAGAAGCAUCAUUGAUCCCAGUUCGUACCCUCUGGAGUACGACUUAGGGCAGAAGAUUUACAUGGAGAUAGAUGCGUCCUCCAUAGUCAACGACACCGAGAUGUUUGUGGAGUCCUGCAGAGCCUCACCGUACGACAACCCCAAUUACCAGCCAACCUACUCCAUCAUUGAAGACGGGUGCCCCGUGGACCCAACUGUGAUGAUCCAUGAGACCGACAACAAGAGACAGUUUAGAUUCUGCAUCGAGGCCUUCAAGUUCAUCGGUUUGCACGAUCAGGUAUACAUCAGCUGUUCAGUAAUGAUGUGUGAAGCAGGGAAUCCCAACAGCAGGUGCUCACAGGGAUGCAUCAACUCAAACCAUCACCACCACUCCCACCGCCGAAAGAGGGACUCUGCCAUCCAGACUGCAGCGCACUUCGUUUCCCAGGGUCCUCUGCGUUUGAAGAGGUCAGCAGACACCAGCAUGAGUGCAGGGAACAACCUGAACCUGAACCUGAACCUGGUCUUCAUCGCUGGAUGUCUUCUUGCUGCUGUUGCCAUGAUCUGUGGAGUGCUCCUGUACAGGGCCAAAAUGUCAAAGGUCAAAUACCAGCGUUUGGCCUCGAGUGAAAAUUAAGACAGCAGUGUAAUCAGAAUACCAGUUCCUGCAUUACUUUUCAAUGAACCUCAUUUUGCUGUCAGAGUUUCGGUGUUUGUGUAUCUGCUCAUGUUUAAAUCAAUCAUGAAUUUAAUUCUUUAUAAUUCAGCUUCAUUUGUGUAGCGUGAACUCACAACAACAGUCACCUCAAUUAGCUUUAUAAUGUAGGGCACAGUCCCAGCUGUUACAGCUGUGUUUGUGUUUGCCAGCUUUAAGAGAAAACAGACAUAAAACAGACUUUGAAAGAUGAAUCUUUGGAUUGUUGUUCAGUCGUGCAGCUUUACAGCAGCUUUUCUUUUUAUAUGUUAGAGUGUGAUUCACAGAAAGUGUUACUGUUGAUGUGUGCUCCUCUAUAAUCAUUUUUGCUUUGAAUAUCUAUGGCUAUCAUUGGACUGGUUACUAUACAUCUUUGUUAUUAAUCAAUAAAAACAUACGUGUUAGUGCUUCCUCAGUCAAAGUGUUACUCUUCAUCACAUCAUAUGGCGCAUAUACAGUGCCUUGAAAAAGUAUUCAUACCCUUUAAACUUUGACACAUUUUGUCAACUUACAUCCACAAACUUUGAUGUUUUUUAUUGAGGUUUUCUGUGACAAACCAACACAAAGAGCACAAAAUUGUGAAGUGGUACCAAAACGAUACAUGGUUUUCAAAAUUUUAAGCAAAUAAAAAUUUGAAAAGUG
Molecule: messenger RNA, 3048 nt
Organism: Maylandia zebra (zebra mbuna)
Lineage: Eukaryota; Metazoa; Chordata; Actinopteri; Cichliformes; Cichlidae
Source: RefSeq, a predicted model, not a curated record